UGUGCUCCAUGCCCCUGUAAUCAGGUAAGAAUGGUCUCAAUCCCUUGAGCCCGAGUACAGAGGAGGCGAGGGAUGCCCCCUGUGCUCCAUGCCCCUGUAAUCAGGUGAGAAUGGUCUCAAUCCCUUGAGCCCGAGGAAAUAUCUCACCCCCAAACAUUACUGCGGACUUGUUUGUUGGAGAACUGCCGCAUUUACGAGAAUUGUCAUCCCUGGCACCUCUGCGAGUCAGAGCUGAGUUGGAGGCGAUAAUGAGACUUUCACUCCCCUCCCACAUCCUGUCCGAGGCGAGGCCCAUGGGUGCCACCUGCACUUCGGCUGCCGCACGAUCACCGGGAAAAAAGUGCGAUGCUAUUGACCAAGAAUGCUGCGUGGAUAGGAAACCGCCAGCACAUGGUCACUCCCGCAUUUCCGGCGCCUUGAGAUUCCCUGUGAUUGGUUUGCUGGGCUUGGCGGGCGGCCAUCACGCCUUACUAUCCGUCAGUUGGGACCUUCUCCCCCCCAAAACAUCCGCGUCCUGUUUGUCUGACCCAAAUAUACCCCUGGACGAGACGGGUGAGGCAGGCCGGGGUCUGCCGAAGCCCGUUCUGGGAGGUCACUUCCUUGAGUGACAGCCGGCAGUGAGAGCGCAUACCUGCCGCCUCUGCCGCGCCUCUGCAGGUGUAGAGUGUGCGCAAGUGUGUGUGGUUGUGGACUUACGGUGCGCUGAGAUCUGCCACAUCAACAGCAGCAUGACGCCGUUUCACCUGCUGCCACUUCUUUGUGGCUGCCUCCGCGGUCCAAGUACCGUCAUCAAGCAUCUCAGUGGCGUCAUCUAACCCACCAGUGAUGUCAUCCACAAUACCAGUAACGUCACCGCCGGCUAUCAGGGGCCCGCCGACGGAGGAGAGCACGGCCGACUCCCUGUUUGGAUCAGUGGCCAGUCUGCUGUUGCGCGGGAUCGCCGUGGCGGUCAGCCGCGCCCGCCAGUCCAAUGUGACGUCACCUGACGACCGAGUGACACCGCCGGCCCAACUGGUGACGUCAGCGGCUCACCUGUACGACAAGCUGACCUCGCUCGUCGACCAGCUGCGACCGGCGCUUGCCGAGGCCCUCCACGGCGGACUGAGCAACACUAGCCCAAUCGAGCCCCGUCGUGACGUCAGAACGCGGCGUGACGUCACGAGUCGGAGUGCGUCUCGAUCCGGUCGGGUGCUGGGCAUCUUCAAGCCGAAGCCGCCGCCGCCGCCGCCGCGCUUCCCUCCGGCGUACCCGCCGUACGCCAGUCCAGGCUAUGCGAAAGCCGCACCCGCUCUCGACAGUGGCGCUGCCGGCGGCGCUCAGGUGUACUACGACUACUCCAGGCUCCGCAACGACGUGUCAUACUACUCGUCUGUGCUGGAGGUCGUGUUCACGCUGAUGCUGGCGUUGUUCGGCGUGCUGCUCGUGCCAGUGCUGGUGCCGGUGUUCACCUCUCUGGUGGCACCCAAUCUCCUCGCCGACCUCCUUGACAAGCUGACCGAGGUGAAAAUGUAGCUAUAGACCACUGGACGCCGCCAGAGACCAGCCUCAGUCACAGACCCUGCCUUCAGUGACCAAUGAGAAUGGUAGUGUUUUGCGUUUCGGCAACACAACUGGCGAGAGGCACUCCAUGGCGAAGGGGGGGGGGGACUAGAGCGUCCCUCCCGACCGCUCGGCGCAUCUUGUCUUACGCAUGAACUGGCCGGGGCGAACAACACCGGAGCGUGGUCAGACAUGACCACCAUCGUCCCGACGUCACCGGACGUCCAAAAGCCAAUUCCACGGCCGGCGUGAUCAAAGGGCGACAUACACCGCAGGUGGCAGCUUCGGCGGAAAAUAACCCACAAGCCGGAGGAUACAACCAACCACGGACGAGACGGUGUCGUCGCCACCAACCGGGACAGCUAGUUCAUGCGUGCCGCUGACAGCGGUGCGGCAGCGAGCGUCAGUAGAGUACGGUGACAAAACUUUCGGCAUCGCUACCGAGUCGCCAAUGAAAUGUCUGCCUCUGGACGGUUCCAGUUCCGCCAUUCAGCAGGUCAGCAGGCGCCCUAGGACGCACCGAUGUUGACAUAUGACAAAGGAGUGUAGCCAAGCCACCGAUCCGCUGACUAGCGCGGAUCUGGACAGUGACGAGAACGGCAAGGUUUACGUUUGUGAGCAGUGUUUGCAUGUAUACAAGACGAAUACAGAGCAGAAGAC
Pollicipes pollicipes is the source of this 2199-nucleotide messenger RNA. RefSeq lists its product as uncharacterized. The transcript is spliced from 2 exons. The record is from RefSeq and is a predicted model, not a curated record. Lineage: Eukaryota; Metazoa; Arthropoda; Thecostraca; Pollicipedomorpha; Pollicipedidae. Bases 826 to 1512 code for a protein of 228 amino acids.